GGGAUUGGUUGUUUGGCGUUUUGGCGUUAGUGCUCAGGAGGGUUUCUGUUAAACUCCGUCACUACUUCUCUCCCCACCUCCCCAACAUCAUCUUCAUUAUUUUGACAGCUGACUGAGGUGGGUGACAUUCUGAAUUCAUAUGGAGAACGUCCAGACACAUAUAUCACUGAUGGAGACAGAUGGUUUCGGAUAAUUCAUAAGAUUCCAUAUUUUUUAAUAUGCGUGCGUGAUCCAAGUGUAAAUGUUAAUGUCAAGGAGUUUUUCUUUCUUUUUUCCACAGCACAUCUUCUCCAUUGGUUACAUUUGAUGUGGGUGGGGUCUCACUUAAGAGGCAUUGACGUCGUCCGCUUUGGCAAUGGGUUUUAACAGAGUCGCAGUCUGUGUGGAAACAGAGAAAAGUGUUUGAGACAAAGAUAAAGGUGGAAAACAUAAGAAUGGAUAAGUGAGGAGGUUUGAAGUGUUCUAAACUGGUCCACAAUGAUGCGUUCGUGCUGUCCUCUGAGCUUUAAACAUUUGUGGAGCAUCUGGAGUGGUCACAGCUUGUGUCCUGUCUUAUUUUCUUCACCCAGUUGCUUUUGAGCAUCAGGUGAGCGUCUUAGAAAAAAAUAGUCCUACUUUCUGAUUUUCUUCUGAGAAGCAUACUAUACUUUCAGGUGAAGGGUAGAAGGACUAGGACGCGCCUUCUUCAGGAUGAAGAAAGGAUCAGCGCGUUGAGGCGCUCGGGUGUGUUCAUGUUGGACCGGUGACAGUGUGGACUAGUAUGAAGCGUCAUGGCUUGGUGUGACCGCGGGGUUCAAACGCUGCUGGCCACCGUGGGGGCUUUCGCUGCCUUCAGCCUGAUGACCAUCGCCAUCGGCACGGACUACUGGCUUUAUUCUCGGGCGUACAUCUGCAACGGCACUAAUGCCACCACAGACGAGACCCAGCCUCAGCCCAAAAGCAAGAAGGGCGAUCUCACCCACUCCGGGCUGUGGAGGAUCUGCUGUAUUGAAGGCAUCAAUCAAGGCAGCUGUUACAGAAUCAACCAUUUUCCUGAUGACAACGACUAUGACACAGACAGCUCUGAAUACCUGCUGCGUAUAGUUCGUGCCUCCAGUGUGUUCCCCAUCCUCAGUACCAUCCUGUUAAUGCUCGGGGGGCUGUGUGUCGGAGUGGGCCGAGUCUACAACAAGACAAACAACGUCCUCCUCAGUGCGGGAAUUCUCUUUGUAGCUGCAGGUCUAAGCAACAUAAUUGGCAUAAUUGUCUACAUCUCCAGCAAUGCAGGAGACCCCAAUGAUAAACGCGACGAUGACAAGAAAUACACUUACUCCUAUGGCUGGUCGUUCUACUUUGGCGCCCUCUCCUUCAUUGUGGCUGAAACUGUGGCCGUACUUGCCAUUAAUAUCUACAUUGAGAAAAACAAGGAGGUUCGCUGGAGAGCACGGCGCGAGUUUAUCCGCUCUCUCUCAUCCUCUUCCCCAUAUUCGAGGAUACCAAGCUUCCGUUACCGUCGGCGGACGUCACAUGCCAGCUCUCAUUCUACAGAGGCAUCACGGGAAAACUCGCCCGUGGUCGGUCUGAAGAGGGCGCCAUCUUCCAGCGGGCCCCUAGAUGAGCUGUCUAUGUACGCCCUGGCGAGGGACAGUGUUACAGAGAACACAUACAGCCCUGAACAUGAGGCAGCCGCCGAGUUCCUUCAGGUCCACAACUGUUUCCCCAACGAUUUAAAAGACGGAGUGAAUCGCAGGACCACACCGGUGUGAUUCGCGUUAACACUGAGCUCGAAACUCACGUGAGGACAUCCAGUGGGCUGACCUGUUGGAGUCUGAGCGCCUGCAAUAGCCUGCCAUCUCAGCGGCGCAGUUUCCAAAAAGAGGUGGUCCUUUCUGAAAGGAUCUGGGGAAGGAAGCGAGGACAAAAGUUGAGCCAAUUUUACAAAACCUGAGUUGUUUCCUUGUGUUUAUCUGCUUUUAGACACCUUCAAAGCAGAACAGAGUUACCAUUGUCUGUGCUGUAGCCAAUGCAAAUUCAGUGUUAUGUUUCCACGGUGUCAGACCAAUUAAAUGAGCAGUUUGUGGAUGACAGCCCUCUGCUUGUGUAACUGUCACUACACAUUGUAGGUAAAUGUGAGAGUGAGUUAUUGGCAGUAUCUGUAAAUUAUAUACCAAGGUGCUAAAUGAUAUGUACUUUACAACCUGAAAGUGUUCCAUAUCAUACUGUGCGUGUGAAGUUGAUAGAAGCUGUCGGAUAUUGUGUCCUCGUAACCAGUCGGUCUUGCCUUACGCUCACCAGGGGCUCUUUCUGUCUCUCUCUCUUUCUCAGCAUUGGCCUUUAGAUUAACAUAUGGCCUUCUUACUCCAAUUAUCCAUUUCUUCAUGAGAGUAGACUAUGGAAAUUCAGUGUCUUUGCAGGCCGAAUUGUGAUGUAUUGAAUGUUUAGUAUUUUAGCAGAUCGUGCCAGUCAACCAUUCAAUCCCUAAAACACACAUGACAGAUUUUGUCUCCCUCGCUGUCUCCUCGGUAAUCCUUUUCUUCUCUGGCAUUUAUCAGUGGAACAAAAUAUCCGAUUUAUCAAUGGGACUCCUCUGUUCAGUGGCCCUUUUCUUCACUUCCAUAUCAGUCGACCAUCCUCCCAUCACACCCCCUGAUGAGAUACUGUGUAUGCGCCUGUUACAAAAGAUGAGUGGCUGACAAAAAAAAAAAAAAAAAAAAAGAAAGGGGAGAAGGGGGGGUGCCUGGAACUAUGAAAAGACACAGGUCAGGACUUCCUUUGAUAUGAAUGGAUGGAGACCUGGCAUCCACAGUGUUUAAUGGAUAAGGAUCAGAGUCAGGCAGAGAAUACACGUCUGUCCAUCUGGGUACUCCCCCCCCCAUACUGAACAGAAGACCCAGACAGAAGUGGAGGGAGUUCUCUUCGCCUGUCUCCCUGAAGGAUUUGACUCUAAUAACCAGACAUGUCUGUACUCUAGCGUCUUGCACAUCCAUCACUCCUGUGUCGUUUAGUUCUCUCAGGUAUACACUGUGUUGUUUUUUGGACUGGAACCUUUUGAGGACCUCUUUGGACCAGUGAUAAAGACAGUCCCAGUGAAAAUGAAUUGGGAAAACAAACGCCAUCAUCGUAUUUGGAAAACCCUGUGAGUGUUUGCUUGAGCUUGCUCCAACAACCAGCUGGUGUGGGUUUUUCAGUAUUAGGGCUAUUCAAUCGGUUCUGGUCUGGCAGGCAAGCUUACUCAACCACAAAAUUGUAUUUGAUUGUAUUUAGUGUUUGACAUCAUUAGAGAUAUCACUCUGUAUAUCAAAAUGGACCCAUGAAAAGAAAGCCAUCAGUAUGAUUCAUUUUGAGUGUAAAUCUUACACUUUUAUAUUAAAGUGUGGGGUCAAAUCCAAAUGUGUUUGUUUGUAAUGUAAAACUGUAAACUUGUAUAUAAAAGUACAAUAAUAAUUAAAAAAAAUUACAAAAAACAAAUGAGCAAAGACAUGUACAGAAGAUUCAAAGCAUUAUUUUACUGAACAAUAUAAAAUAAUGCAUUGAUGCAAUCUGGCAAUGACUACACAAUUACAUUUACCAUUUUGUAUUCAGGUUAAAUCACUCUGGUUUUGCUGUUUUCAGUGAAAAAAAUUAAUCUUUUGAAUAUUCUGUUUUGUAAGGUGAAGCACAGUAAGUAAAUUAAGAGAAUAUUUGGAAUAUUUUCUAUUCCGUGUGUAUGCAGCAGCUGUAUUUGCUGUAUGUGCUUAUAUUACUUUAUGGAUUAUUAUUGUUGUGAAAUAAGCACAUUUUUGUUGACAAAAAAAAAACAAACUGUAAACCUAUGAGUAUGGAAGUUUGUAAAGGAAGGUGCUAAAUGGAUGAAUUGCAUAAUUAAAAAAAAAACAACAACAGAAGAAACAGAAACUUUUCAUACUGUGUCAAUAAAACAACAUCCUUCAUGCAA
Sphaeramia orbicularis (orbiculate cardinalfish) is the source of this 3913-nucleotide messenger RNA. RefSeq names its product voltage-dependent calcium channel gamma-4 subunit-like. The coding region runs from base 771 to 1745 and encodes 324 amino acids. NCBI's taxonomy places the organism in Eukaryota, Metazoa, Chordata, Actinopteri, Kurtiformes, Apogonidae. The transcript is spliced from 4 exons. The record is from RefSeq and is a predicted model, not a curated record. Gene Ontology annotation, cellular component: AMPA glutamate receptor complex; postsynaptic density membrane; voltage-gated calcium channel complex. Gene Ontology annotation, molecular function: voltage-gated calcium channel activity; channel regulator activity. Gene Ontology annotation, biological process: postsynaptic neurotransmitter receptor diffusion trapping; calcium ion transmembrane transport; transmission of nerve impulse.